AUUUAUACCAGGUCGCCAUAUUGAAUAGAUCUACUAAUAUUCGAACGGAUCGAACUGCUGGAUUAGUGAACAAAAACAACAUGGAUGGAGCAGGCCGUAAGAAGUUAAAUGAAAUACAAGAUGACAGCACAUUGAGUACAACGUUUCUCAUGGGACACGUCAUAAAGCUUGAAGAGACCAGACAGCACACUUCCAAUCAGGGAAAAAACACCCAGAGAGCCACUGGAUACCUUGCCGACGAAACAGGCUACAAAGAAAUUGUGUUUAUUGGAGAAAAGGCUAUAAAUGCAGCAAAAGUAGCCAACAGGAAGCAAAACACAAUCUGUUUAAAGAUUCAAGACUAUGGUUACUCUAAAUCCACAAUCUAUGCAUCCAGUCUAACAAACCUGCAGUUCAUGAAGCAAAUCCUCACCAUCUCGCCUGAAAUGAGACAACAAAUUCUGUCACGAAAUCUACCAGGAAACAUCGAUUCAGUCAUCAAAAUUCACUCUUCCCCAGUCAAAUCUAGAGUGGACAUUAAGGGAAAAAUUGUUAAGGUUCAUUCAAAGUCGCAAAGAACUAUCAGAUCAAGUCAGAAAACUCUAGACUUCAGAGAGAUUGUGAUCAAAGACAAAAGUUCCCAAAAGGUCAAAGUAUCGUUAUGGGCUGAAAGAGCAAACCUACCAUUUAAAACAAAUGACACUCUGUCAUUAACAAAAGCUACAGUAGCAGAGUACAACUCCACAAAAUAUAUAAAUACCAAUAAUGAAACUGACAUCAAGUUUCUCCCUGAUGAUGAGGAAUUGAGCGAUGCCGAAUCAACAGAUGAACCAUUAGAAACACCAAAACUUCCCCAAGGAACAAUUACUUCAGUCUCCUCGGUGAAUAUCUACAGUGGUUGCAUCCAGCCAAAAUGCUACAAUAAGAAACUCAUCAAUGGUAAAUGCCCAAAAUGUAAUGAAAGUAAUGAGGCCAACGCUGUUGAUUUGUACAUGAACAUAUCAAAUGUGCAGAAAAAAGUAUUUACGCAAGUGAUGUUCAGCCUUCUACUCUCUCAGGAUAUGCAACCAUCUACUAUGACCUCAGAUGCUCUUGAGGAUGCGAUACUUGAUCUGAUUGGACAAAAAGUGUCAUACGAUGUACACCCAAAUGGUUUCUUCAGCAAAAUUUCACUCCUUACAUAACUUGUGACUAUGAUUCAUAAACGCAAUCACAACAAUCAAAAAAAUAUGCUAAAACUUGCUAUAAUUUCAUUAUUAUUGCUGCCGUUUUGCUUCCUGAUAACUAGUAGUUACUACAGCUUCACAGGUAAUCCUGUGACUCAGUUAUGAUUUAAAAUAAGUAAUUUCACCUGCUAUUUGUAAGGUUAAAUUGAUUACAGUAUUUAGAAAAAAAAAAAAAAAUUUAUGUCAAGAAAAUACAUUUCUCUAUGAAGGGAUUUGUUGUGUAACAGACAAUAAAGCUGUGUCCUCUUCUUAAUUUGGAGUAUGAGACCAGUGUUAUUAUUUACAAAAGUAGCAUAACAAAAAAUCCUCGCAAUACAAAUUACCACAAGAUUGUGAGGGAAUGCACAAAAUCCUACAAAGCAAGUUCUCUAUUAUACAUGUUUCUCAAUAUACUGUAUUGCAGUUGAUUUCUAAAUAGUUUAUCGCCACAAAUAAUGUAUCCUAGUAACGUAGUAUUUACCUUUUCUAAAAGAAGAUUCUCUCAAAACCACUUAUAUUCUCCUCAAUUGCAGUUGCAUUUACAUUAUCAGAGGAACUAAUGUAAAUAGAACACCUAAGUAGGACACUUACAUAUAUUGUGCUGUACUGUCCAUAGAUUAGUCAAAGGUGUAAUUAUACUAGUCGAGGUAAUCAAGUCUAUAAAUCUCAUUCUUUACAUAAUCAUAGAAAAUGUCACAAAGUAUUACAAAUUACAGUAUUUACAAUCAUAAACUUCAUAACUUCAUUUAUUUUUAUAUGCUUCAACAAUAUUUCAUUUUGUAGUUUUUAUAUAUUGUAGUUAGUACAUAUGUUAUAUAAUAUUAUACUCACAGAUUUCAUAAAUUCAUUUAUUUUUAUAAGCAUGAACAAUAUUAUUUUUGUAAUUUCUCAAAUUACCGCAAGAUUGUGAGGGAAUGCACAAAAUCCUACAAAGCAAGUUCUCUAUUAUACAUGUUUCUCAAUAUACUGUAUUGCAGUUGAUUUCUAAAUAGUUUAUCGCCACAAAUAAUGUAUCCUAGUAACAUAGUAUUUACCUUUUCUAAAAGA
Owenia fusiformis is the source of this 2231-nucleotide messenger RNA. NCBI's taxonomy places the organism in Eukaryota, Metazoa, Annelida, Polychaeta, Sabellida, Oweniidae. The record is from the annotation of a GenBank genome assembly.